UUAGAGGCGCUGCAGCCGGGGCAGAGGAGAGACGCGCGCGGGGCCCGGGAGUUGCGCGCGGCCAGGCGCUGAGCACGCAGCGCUUCCCAGCUCAGGGCGCUCGGUCCCUCUCGUUCGCUCGCUCGGGGCGCGCCGCGGGGAGAGCGGCAGGAUGAGGCUGUGGCGAGGCGUGGGGCUGGUGCUGGCUGCGCUUCUGCUGAGCGAGGAGCCCGGCGAGGUGUCCGCCGCGGGUUGUUCUGGCUGUGGAAAAUGUGACUGCAGUGGAGUAAAAGGGCAAAAAGGUGAAAGAGGUUUGCCUGGUCUACAAGGUUUAAUUGGGUUUCCUGGAAUGCAAGGACCCGAAGGUCCCCCUGGGCCACCAGGAAUUAAGGGUGAUACUGGAGAACCAGGGCUCCCAGGAACAAAAGGAACAAGGGGCCCACCAGGUGUAUCAGGAUAUCCAGGAAACCCAGGUCUUCCUGGCAUCCCUGGACAAGAUGGCCCACCAGGUCCACCUGGUAUCCCAGGUUGCAAUGGCACAAAGGGUGAAAUAGGUCCUGUUGGUCCUCCAGGUUUACCUGGAUUGGUUGGGUUAAUAGGACCUCCAGGAUCUCCUGGAAUUAAGGGAGACCCAGGUGAAGUGAUUGGGUUUUUACCAUCAAAUGUGCUAAAAGGUGAAAAAGGUUAUCCUGGCCUCCCUGGGCUACCAGGUAUGCAAGGAUUGCAAGGGCUCCAAGGCCCCAUCGGGCCACCAGGGAUUUCAGGAGUUCCAGGUCCCCCAGGCCCACGGGGUGAUCCGGGUGAGAAGGGUCAGAUGGGCUUGAGUUUUCAAGGACCAAAAGGUGAUAAGGGUGAACAAGGAGAGCUGGGCACACCAGGACCUGCCUCAUAUGACAGCAAGAAAGAGUACAUUCUCAUAAAUGGAACGACGGGUGAAAAAGGUGAAAAAGGUGAUAUAGGGAUUAAAGGAGAUCCAGGCUCAUGUUUCAAAGGGGAAAAAGGUGAACCUGGGAAAUCUGGCCCACGAGGAAAACCUGGAAAAGAUGGCGAGCAAGGACCAAAAGGAAACACUGGUGAGGAUGGUGGGUUUGGAGUUCCAGGACUACCAGGUGACCCUGGUCCUAAGGGAGACAAGGGCACACAAGGUCUUCCAGGACUUCCAGGAAGAGUAAUAAGUACACUGGAAACUUAUGGUGAAAAAGGAGACAUUGGUCCUCCAGGUUUUCCAGGAUUAAAAGGUGAACAAGGUGAAAAAGGUUUACCAGGUGUACCAGGAUACCCAGGUCCUCCAGGUUUACCUAGCCCAGGGAUCACAGGUCCACCUGGUUUCCCUGGUGAGAGAGGUGAAAAGGGUGACCGAGGUCCUCCAGGACGCUCUCUGCCUGGAUCAACUGGAAGGGAUGGUUUUCCAGGGCCUCAAGGUUUUCCAGGUCCUCCAGGACCUCCAGGCAUAUCAAAUGGAAUCACGGAAUGUCAGCAUGGAGAACCUGGUGAUCGAGGUCUUCCUGGACCUCAAGGACAACCUGGAUUCUUAGGAGAGAGAGGAGAUAAAGGUGAUAAAGGUGAUGGUUGUGCCUUUUGUGAUGUAUCUGGGCUUCCUGGACAUCCAGGGCCACAAGGUCCACCAGGUCCACCAGGCUUUCCAGGACAGCCAGGAGCCAAAGGAGAUAGGGGUGUGCCUGGACUCAAAGGUCUUGAAGGGGUUCCUGGUUCUCCAGGUGUGCGAGGACUGAUUGGUAGCCCAGGAGCAAAGGGAGAGCCCGGAGACAUUUACUUUGAUUCUAAUAUAAAAGGUGAUAAAGGAGAUCCUGGAUUCCCAGGGCAACCAGGUGUUCCUGGAAGAGAAGGAAGGCCAGGGAGAGAUGGCCUGCCAGGUGUCCAGGGCCCUAAAGGGGCAUCGGGUACAAUUGGGCUGAAAGGAGAACGUGGUCCCCCUGGCUCAAGUGGAUUUCCUGGGGUACGUGGUGAAAGAGGCCAGCCUGGUCUUCCAGGGGUAGGACCUGCUGGACCAGCUGGUGACAAAGGAGAUAAAGGCUUUCCAGGAAACCCAGGUGGACCAGGCCGUCCAGGGCCGAAGGGUGAAGCAGGACAAGUCAUUCCUCUGCCUGGUCCCCCAGGGUCAGAUGGUCUCCCAGGGCCACCUGGCUUCUCUGGAGUCCAAGGUGACAGGGGGGAUCCUGGGAUUCCAGGAAAACCUGGAUUUCCAGGAGAAAAAGGUGCUAUUGGGCAGCCAGGAAUAGGAUUCCCUGGGCCUCCUGGCCCUAAAGGUUUCCCAGGUCAGCCUGGCACAUCAGGUCAGCCAGGGGCUCAAGGGCGUCCUGGCUUUGAUGGUUUACCAGGCACACCAGGUUUGCCUGGUCAAAAAGGUGACCCUGGAGUGGGUCUCCCGGGUCCUAAAGGAUUACCAGGCCCACAGGGCCCAGCUGGCUUCCCUGGAGAAAAAGGAAAUGCUGGUUUGCCUGGCUUACGAGGAGAGCAAGGAUUUCCAGGUGUACCUGGUCAGCCAGGAAUCCGAGGUGACCCAGGUUCAGCUGGAUUACCAGGUUCACAAGGUCCCCCAGGUGUGGCAGGAAUAGGCCCUCCAGGGCCCCCCGGACCUGCAGGAGGACCAGGGCCACAGGGACCAAAAGGAUUUCCUGGAACAAAGGGAGAGAGGGGCUACCCAGGUAUCCCAGGACUAGAUAUGCCAGGACCAAAAGGAGAUAAGGGUAGCUCUGGCCAGAGUGGGCUACCAGGUCUGGUAGGUUUACCUGGUGCACCUGGUCCACAAGGAAAAGGUGGACUUCCAGGCUUUCCAGGCAUCAAAGGAGAAAUGGGAGUUAUGGGAACCCCUGGAAUCCCAGGUGCUCCCGGGCCACUAGGAAAUCCAGGAUUACCGGGUGAAAAAGGUACUUCAGGUUUUCCAGGUACGCCAGGGCCACGAGGUGAUACUGGUUUCAAAGGGAGUAAAGGUGAAGUAGGUCUACCAGGAAAACCAGGAACCAUAACGGUAACGGACAUGGAAAAUAUGAAAGGCCAAAAGGGAGACCCAGGAGAAAAAGGACAAGAAGGACCAAUAGGAGAAAAGGGAAAAACAGGGGAUUAUGGUGUAGCAGGAAUGCCAGGGAAGGAUGGUGAACCUGGCUUCCCAGGACUUCCAGGACGAAAAGGUGAUCAAGGCCCUCCAGGAUACCCAGGUGACCCAGGAUUUCCAGGACAAAAAGGGUCAAUUGGAGAAAUGGGUUUGCCAGGAACACCUGGAGAAAAAGGUGUACCAGGUGUGCCAGGCUCACAAGGUAUACCAGGGUACCCUGGAUUACAAGGUGCAAAAGGAGACAAAGGAGAGUCGGGUAUUCCAGGGGUUGGCAUUCCAGGUUCUCCGGGUGAGAAGGGAGAACAAGGAAGACCAGGUGUUCCAGGCUUCCCUGGUGAAAAAGGUGAAAAGGGUAGUGCAGGAAUUGCAGGAAUGCCUGGUCAUCCAGGUCCCAAAGGAUUACCUGGCAUUGCAGGAUAUCCAGGCAGCCCAGGUAGCCAGGGAGAAAAGGGUGAAAAAGGACUCUCUGGUUUGGAUGGCAUUCCAGGUUUAAAAGGAGAACCAGGUGAGCCUGGUUCUCAAGGUUCCUCUGGUGUCCCUGGACAGAAAGGUGAACAAGGUUAUGAUGGAAUUCCAGGUUCGCCUGGAGCAAAGGGUGAUCCAGGUAUUCCAGGUAGAGGGCUUCCAGGAUUUCCUGGUGCAAAAGGAGAUAAAGGUGCAAAAGGCGAUGUGGGUUUUCCAGGAUCCCCAGGAAGCCCGGGGAUUCCUGGCUCAAAAGGAGAAGCAGGAUUUGUUGGUCCACAAGGUCCUCCAGGCCAACAGGGCACUCCUGGACUACCAGGGAGAUCAAUGGAAGGUCCUAAGGGAAACAGAGGACCCCCAGGUCAACCUGGACUUUCAGGUCUACCAGGUCCAAUGGGACCACCAGGAUCUCCGGGCCUGGAAGGAGCCAAAGGAGAAAAAGGAAACACGGGUUGGCCUGGACCACCUGGAAGACUUGGAAUCAAAGGUGAUCCGGGAUUCCAAGGCAUUCCUGGUACUGAUGGUUUACCAGGAAAUAUUGGUCAAAAGGGUGAUAUGGGACCUCCAGGAGUUCCCGGGUUUCAAGGUCCAAAAGGAUCUUCUGGCUUCCCAGGUCUCAAGGGAGAACAAGGUGACCAAGGGUUUCCUGGCUCUAAAGGUUUACAAGGUCCACCAGGUCCUCCAGGUGCAUAUCAGCUUCAUAAAGGGGAACCAGGUUUACCUGGACCUGUCGGACCAGUUGGUCCAAAAGGGUUCCCUGGACUUCCAGGUCCAAAAGGACAGCAAGGAGUGACAGGACCUGAGGGUAUACCCGGGCAACCUGGUAAUCCAGGAUUUGAUGGUCAACCUGGUCAGAAAGGAGAACCUGGUCCUUCUGGUCCUCCAGGUCCGCGAGGAGCCAGAGGUCCACAAGGCCCUGAGGGUUUACCAGGUGCUAUGGGCCCGCCAGGCACACCAUCUGUCGCUCAUGGCUUCCUUGUUACCAGACACAGCCAAACCAUUGAAGAACCAGAAUGUCCAUCUGGAACUAAACUGAUGUACUAUGGCUACUCCUUACUUUACGUACAAGGCAAUGAAAGGGCACAUGGUCAGGAUUUGGGCACAGCAGGGAGCUGUCUUCGUAAAUUUAGCACUAUGCCAUUCUUGUUCUGCAACAUCAAUAAUGUAUGCAACUUUGCAUCAAGGAAUGACUAUUCCUACUGGCUGUCUACUCCUGAACCCAUGCCAAUGAGUAUGGCACCUAUCACUGGUGACAAUAUCAGGCCAUUCAUCAGUAGAUGCUCUGUAUGUGAGGCUCCUGCCAUGGUAAUUGCAGUUCACAGCCAAACAGUUCAAAUACCAUUGUGCCCUGAAGGCUGGAUGUCGCUUUGGAUUGGUUACUCCUUUGUAAUGCAUACCAGCGCUGGUGCUGAGGGUUCCGGACAAGCUCUGGCAUCUCCAGGUUCCUGUCUAGAGGAGUUCCGCAGUGCUCCCUUCAUAGAAUGCCAUGGUCGUGGAACUUGUAACUAUUAUGCAAAUGCUUACAGCUUUUGGCUUGCCACUAUAGAGAGAAAUGAGAUGUUCAAGAAACCUACUCCUUCAACUCUGAAAGCAGGGGACUUGCGCUCAAACGUUAGCCGUUGUCAAGUCUGUAUGAGAAGAACAUAAUGACAUUUGAAUUUCAACUAAUGUCACAAUAUGGUGCUAUUUGUUUAACUGCAAUGAAGCUUAGAUGUAUAUCAUAUGUACCUCAUUGUUGUCCAAUAUGAAAACAGUAAAGUGCCUUAUAGGAACUUGCAUAACUAACACACACUGCUUUACUGGCUCUGUACUUGCUGAAGAAGAAAAGAGACAACAAAGAUAAGCUUCAAAUACCAAAUGGCACUUUUGGUAAAAGAAAUGUUUAUGUAAAUGCAAUGCACUGACAGUAUAAAAAAGCCAGAGUUCAUGCAGAAAAAUUCAAAGGUGCUAGGAAGUAUGUUGUUGUGCCUUACUUUUGACUCCCCUUUCUUGUACUAUAUAUUUAGAUUCAUUUCUCCUACCCAGAUACGUAUGCUAUUACCAUUGUCUAGCUAUCUCAAAAUUCCAGACUCUUAGGUAUGUACUUAUUGUUCCUGUACAAAGUAAUACUAAUAUAAAGAAGAGUUUUGUGAUUACAGAUUAUGUAUCCAUAUUUUCAAAACAUAGGGUGCCAUCUAGCUUGCUUUUCUAUUUGUAGUGCUUACUUCCACCCUAGUCCUAUUGGUUUCAGUGGGACUAUGCUCCAAAGGAAGGGUUUGCCAAACUAGUUUCACAAAUGGGCAAUUAAGUGUUUCUGCUAUGUUUGGUACUAUGCAGCUUCUUCAUGCAGUGGAACAAAUUUUCCUGUGGAAUAAAGAAUGGUCCAAUUGUGGUUAGGAAAAUAUAUAUAUAUAUAUUAGUAAUUUAUAUAGGUAUCAACAAUUAGGCAAAUCAAGCUUUGAGUUUGCUACAAUUUCAAAAAGAAGCUUACAUAAUUUUUCCUCUUUUUCAAUACAGUGUCAUAAAUUAGAUGUUAAAUGCCAAAAUACUUAAUGUGAAAAAUCUGUUUUCUUUCACUCAUUUCAAUACCUAACUGUAAAUUGCAGAGAAUGAACCCAGGUUAAUGACUAUUUGUGUUUAUUAUAGUAAAACGUGCUUUGAGCUUACAGUGUUUAUUCUGUAUUUAAUAUUUUCAGGGUUUUAAAAACUAAUCACACACUGAAUGACUUGAUUUUCAAAUUUAAAAGGCCUUAAUUUUGUUAAUAUUCCCCCAAAAAAGUUUUUUGAAGUGUUCAAAGAAAUAGUUCUAUUGGAUCUCUAUGCAAAUAUUCUGAUGUUUGAGCACAGAUGUGUCUAAAACUAUUUUAUAGACUAUAACCAUGCAAAUACCAAAAUAUUUUUGAGAAUGCCAAGGCCUUUUAUGUAAUUUCUUAAAUGUGUAUUUCUUAAAAAAAUCAAAUUUGUAAUAAAACUAUUUGUGUAAAAA
Molecule: messenger RNA, 6479 nt
Organism: Chrysemys picta bellii (western painted turtle)
Lineage: Eukaryota; Metazoa; Chordata; Testudines; Emydidae
Source: RefSeq, a predicted model, not a curated record